This is a messenger RNA of Staurois parvus, 471 nucleotides long. Lineage: Eukaryota; Metazoa; Chordata; Amphibia; Anura; Ranidae. The record is from the annotation of a GenBank genome assembly.
CUUGUACUAUGUCCGCAGUCUCUGGUCAUCUCCUGUACUAUGUCCGCAGUCUCUGGUCAUCUCCUGUACUAUGUCCGCAGUCUCUGGUCAUCUCCUGUACUAUGUCCGCAGUCUCUGGUCAUCUCCUGUACUAUGUCCGCAGUCUCUGGUCAUCUCCCCCUGUACUGUGUCCGCAGUCUCUGGUCAUAUCCUGUACUAUGUCCGAAGUCUCUGGUCAUCUCCUGUACUAUGUCUGCAGUCUCUAGUCAUCACCUGUACUAUGUCUGCAGUCUCUGGUCAUCUCCUGUACUAUGUCCGCAGUCUCUGGUCAUCUCCUGUACUAUGUCCACAGUCUCUGGUCAUCUCCUGUACUAUGUCCACAGUCUCUGGUCAUCUCCUGUACUAUGUCCGCAGUCUCUGGUCAUCUCCUGUGCUGUGUCCGCAGUCUCUCUGGUCAUCUCCUGUACUAUGCCCGCAGUCUCUGGUCAUCUC